This is a messenger RNA of Lactuca virosa, 264 nucleotides long. The record is from the annotation of a GenBank genome assembly. NCBI's taxonomy places the organism in Eukaryota, Viridiplantae, Streptophyta, Magnoliopsida, Asterales, Asteraceae.
AUGUGCUAUCCGGCCGGUGUUUCAUGUGGCCAUGAAUCGGAGAUCAGAAUUAGACGGUUGGCAGCUCUCGCCACCGCCGUCAACCACCGGGAGGCAGGUGGUGGAGUGAAGAAACAGUGUCUGUGUUCACCCACGAUUCACCCUGGUUCCUUCAGGUGCAGGCAUCACCAUUCAGAGGUUUCGGAAUGGUUACUUUUUUCAAUCGUUCAAGUUCUGUUUGUGUUCAUAUUGUUCAAAAUUGAGAUUUCUGGUUAUCUGCUAUGA